UAAAUUUAGAUCUGAGUCAGAAUGGGAUAGGAUUAUUAAUCAACUUUGUUGUCAACAACUGUCAACAAUGAAUUAUAUAAAAUUCCCAUUCCGAUUUCAUAGAUUAUUAUUGGAAACAGCCAUUUAUAAAUGACGUUUUGCAAGGGUCUUACAAGAAAACAAUUCCAUAGUGGCAAUGGCUUCCAGUCAAGGUAAGGUGCCUAAGUCAUGUCUUCACCAUUUAGAAAAGUCACCGAAAAAAGAACUUCAUGUAACAAUUAAUGCAGACCAUCAGUGCUUUGAGACAGAGCUGUAUGACGGCGAAAAAGAAUGGCUAGAAGAGCAGAAAAAAGAAACGGUCACCACAUCAACAGAAUUGACAGAGAAAGACAAGCAGUGGUUCAAAGAUUACAUGGCCUUUUCCAUGGGCAUCUACUUUGGACCACAAAGUGAACCAUUACUGGAUGAAGUCACGUUUGAGGGAAUCGCUCGGUACAUGGCAAGCGACAAAUGCACAAAGAUUGUUGUUCUUGCUGGGGCUGGUAUCUCUACUUCUGCUGGUAUACCGGACUUCCGUACCCCAGGGACAGGGUUGUACGAUAUGUUGAAGAACAAAUACAAAAUGGAUGAUCCCCAAAAGGCUUUCGACUGGAACUAUUUUAUGGCUGACCCGAAACCUUUCUUUGAAAUACGCAAGGAAAAAUUUCAAGGAGAUUAUAAGCCCACGCCAACACACUACUUCAUCAAGCUUCUGGAGAACAAAAACAAGCUUCUGCGUUAUUUCACUCAGAACAUAGAUGGCCUGGAUCGUCAGGUGGGGCUGGACCCUAGGAGAGUGACAGAGGCCCAUGGUACAAUGGAGACAGCAACGUGUACCUUCUGUGAGAAGCAAUACUCAAAGGAAGAGAUGAAAGCCCAGAUGCUUGUUGCCGAGGACAAUCUUGUCCCAUACUGCACUGAGGAGGAUUGUGGCGGGGUCAUCAAGCCGGACAUUGUCAUGUUUGGAGAGAAUAUGAAACCAUCAUUUGCAGUCGACUCUGAGGAUGUAGAGAAAUGUGAUAUGAUGAUAAUUUUGGGCACAUCAUUGAAAGUCCCGCCAUUCAACAAGCUACCAAUCAGAACCAAAUUCAAUGUUCCAAGACUGUUAAUUAACAUGGAGAAGGUAGUUGGGCCAAAGCAUCCCAUGUCAGCUCUCUUUUUUGGGUGUAGCUUUGACUUUGACAAUCCAGAUAACAAAAGGGAUGUAUUCUGGGAAGGCCAGUGUGAUGAGGGCGUGUUUGCACUGGCAGAGCGAUUAGGGUGGGGGGAGGAGUUUCGCACAAUGGUCAAGGAGGAAAAUGCAAAACGAGGCGUGGUGUAUCCACCUCCUGAGGCCAACAAGACAGACCUACCACAGCCACCAAAGCAAUCAACUUCAAGUGUUGAUACUGAUAACCCAAAGAAAUUGCCUUCAAAAACUGUUUCAAAAUUCAGCAAACAAAAUUCUUCAGCUUCUAAACCAUCUGCUGUAUCUAAAUCCAGCAAUCAAAUUUCUUCUGCCUCCAAACCAUCAGCAGUAUUGAAAAGUGUAGUUUCAAGUUCAGUUUCUAAUAGGAAAAAAUGAACAAUAGCCAGUAAAGAUUGUGAUGCGAGUAUAUAUAUAUAAUAUAUAAUUGCUGAAAGUUAUUCUUUUUUAUGCAUAUUGAAAUCUUGUAUAAGUAAUAAUAUGCUUACUUAUUACUAAAUCAGGAAUAUUUUUCUGUGAUAUUUUGCCUGUGAUACCACUGUUUUUUCUCUGUUCUAAUUGACUUGCCAGUUAAAUUAAGCACUAUUUGUGGCAAGGCCUUUACAGCUUUGCAAGCAAAGCCGGAGUUGCGUACCAUAAAUAAAAACCUAUCAAUUGAAGACUAUGCAAUGCUGUAAAAAGUUUGUAUAUCCCUUUAUCUGUUCAUCUGUCUCAAAACUCAAAAACUCUUCCGUGAAAACAAAAUUUAGCAUGAUUAUUCGCCUCAAAGAAAAAAAGAGAAAACAAUCAAAGUUGAGUCAGAAUAUUGACAUUAAAUUGUCUUGUCACUACGUUACGAUGUCUUUUGAUUUAUAAAAGAUAUUCAGUUUUGUUUAUUUUAUAGUAACAGUGACCUUUGCCUAGGCAUCUAGUAAAAAAUACAAAAAGUUUAAAAAAAGAAUAUCGCAGUAUCUUAGUGUACCAAGUUUCAUCCAAGUGUCUCAAUUUCUUUUUGAGAAAUUGCAGGACCACGUUUUGUUGACACGCAGAUAUAGGGCAAACCUAUAGGGCCCUCGGGUAUUAAAUUCAUUAUGUUCAUUGUACUCAUGGUAACUCCAUAAUUCACUGAUUUGUGUGUUGUUAAGUUUAAGCUUUAUUAUUUCACCAGUUCAUCAAACUUUGAGAACAUUCUAUGAAUUGUUUACAUGCACUUUUGUUAAAUUUCUUGUUUAACCCCCAAAAAUUAAAAGGUAUAUACCUA
This is a messenger RNA of Dreissena polymorpha, 2444 nucleotides long. Its product is annotated as NAD-dependent protein deacetylase sirtuin-2-like. Lineage: Eukaryota; Metazoa; Mollusca; Bivalvia; Myida; Dreissenidae. The transcript is spliced from 15 exons. Gene Ontology annotation, molecular function: NAD+ binding. Bases 176 to 1582 code for a protein of 468 amino acids. The record is from RefSeq and is a predicted model, not a curated record.